Molecule: messenger RNA, 1509 nt
Organism: Notothenia coriiceps (black rockcod)
Lineage: Eukaryota; Metazoa; Chordata; Actinopteri; Perciformes; Nototheniidae
Product: ubiquitin-associated protein 2-like
Cellular component (GO): nucleus; cytoplasm
Molecular function (GO): protein binding
Source: RefSeq, a predicted model, not a curated record
AUGCGUGCGCGUAAAGCGCGCGACCCCAUUCAAGAGGAUGGCGAGCGUGAGAGUCGGAUGGCCUGUCAGUACUACGGCGAGCAGAUCCGACUGCCCCAGGUGAUUUCAGGACCACAAAAUGAUGCAGACUUUGAAGAGAAGGUCAAACAGCUGAUUGACAUCACAGGCAAGGACCAGGAUGAGUCUAUGAUCGCACUGCACGACUGCAACGGGGAUGUCAACAGAGCCAUUAAUGUGUUGCUGGAGGGUAGCCCAGACACUGACUCUUGGGAAAUGGUGGGGAAGAAGAAAGGGGUGUCAGGCCAGAAGGAGACGAGCCAGGCAGAGAUCGGAGAGGAAGGGAAAGAGAACAGGGAGAAAGGAGGAGAUAAGGAUGCAGCACGUCGUCGCGGUGGAGCUCCACGCAGGGCCCGUGGAGCCAGCAGGGGACGAGAGUUUCGUGGUCAAGAAAAUGGCUUGGAGGGAGCCAAGGCUGGAGUAGUGGGAAGAGGUGCCGAGCGAGGCCGACGGGGAAGAGGCAGAGGAAGAGGGACUGUCGGGGUAUCUGGACGGCGGGGAGGCAGAUUUUCUGCGCAGGGCAUGGGCCAGAUUGAUAAGGGGCCCAGAUAUGAUAUUGCAGGCGGUGAGAGUACAUUCAACCCUGCUGACUACGCGGAGCCAGCCCAGACAGAUGAAAACUACGGCGGAGGCAGCACCUGGAAUAACACAGGAAGUGGGGAGCUUGAGGAGGAAGCUAGGUCGGAAUACGCUCCAGCAGAGGGAACACAUUUCCCGCCCAAGUUUGACUCUGCUCCUGGCGCCUGGCGGGCGGCCACUGAGGAGUGGGGCACUGAGGACUGGAAUGAAGAUCUUUCCGAGACGAAGAUAUUCACAGCUUCCAGCGUGGUGUCUGUGCCACCGCCUCAAGAGAAUGUUACCAUCACCAAAGGACAGAGGAUCGACCUUGCAGUGCUCCUGGGCAAGACUCCCCCGUCCUCCUCCUCAGAGACAGAAAACCCCCCCAUGGAGGCCGCCCAGCCCUCCUCCUUGUCCCAGUCAAUGGUUUUCAGCAACUCCAAGCAAGGGGUGCCGCUCUCCCAAACAUCCUCCAGCACCCCUUACACCCAGCACAGCAUGGUCAGCAUGCUGAGCAAGAGUUUCGGGGAGGUAGUGACCCUAGGAGCCAGCACAGGGACAACCGGCUCUCAGUUCCUGGAGCAAUAUAAAAACAGCCCAGGCCACUUGCCCAGCUGGCAGCCCAGCACUCCCAAACCGGACACACCCAACACAACCCAUUCUUCCCUGGGACACCAGUGGACCCUCACUGGGGACAAUACGAUCAGCCAGAGCAAGCUGUCCAUUCGCCCUUCACAAAGCCGGCAGCCCUACCAGACCGGCACCUCGUCCAUGUUGGAUGUGUUCCUGCAGGACAAAGGGCCUGCCUCCUUCCUCAUCGUCUUCUCCCUCGCCCCACGCGGUUGCGCUCCGCCAGCUUCCUCCCUUCCCAAAAUGCAGCAAUUCCUUCUCUAG